AUGCCGACCAUCCUCCAUUCACUCGCAGUAUGCACAAUUAUCUCGCUGUGCACGGCGCUGGCGUCUCUUGCGCGCCACAGGAAUCGAGCCAAUGUCGUCCAUGGCUCUCUUGCGGGGAUCCGGGCUGUCCUUGAUCCCCCCGGCGUGUCGAAACAGGACAUUCUCCGCGCUCGAGCCAUCGCCAACGAGCGCUUGGUGCACGCCUUCAGGCUGACGAAUGCGUUUGUCAGCGAAGAUCUCUCGACGUACUCUGAAUUCGUCCGCCGAACGGGGGGUCUCUUGCGGGAUUUCGAUUGGAACAAGUUCGCAGAGAUCUCGCUCGAUGCCGUACGCCUAGGGCUGUCUGAUUUUCGGAUUGGUGAUGAGGCUGUUGCAUUCGACCGCUUCGUGCGUGUCGUCACACUCCGCGCCGUCAUCGCUGGGCUGCUCGCGCCAGACACAGACGUCGACGCUCUGGACUGCACUGAUCUCGAUACCACGGCAGCGCUGAUCAACGAUCUCUGGGUUCUUUCCAAAGAUGAGCGCAAGAUCCCGCCCGCCCUGCUGCAUACGCUACAGUGCAGUGUGCGGCGCCUGCUCCCCGAUUCGGCGGCAUUCCCGAACCCUCUGGAUCUGGUGAUUCCGACCUGGGAGACUCUGGGGCGUCUGGUCGCAGUGACGCUCGCGCUGGUCCAUUCGGACGACGCCGCCCGCAAGGCGUUCGCGGAUCUGCUCGAGCACCCGACUCGCGCGCAGUUCUGCGCGCCGUGGUGCGGAGGGAUGGCUCCCAGCGUGGAGAGCUACUCCACCGAGGUGCUCAGGCUGUACCCCCCGGUGCGGCGCAUCACGCGCGUCGUGCCAUGCCCCUCGUCUUGGGGCCUCUUUCUCCCUGCGCGCUUGAAGUGUCUUCUUGCAUCCUCCGCGCGGGCGGUCGCCGAUAUCGAACGCGCCCAUCGUUCGGCGGAAUUGUUUCCGGAUAACCCUGAUUCCUUCGACCCCUCGCGUUUCUUGCAUCAUCCAGAACGGGCCCAAGAGCUUUUGUCAUUUGGUUGCAGGCCAAUGAAAUGUGUCGGGGCGAAAUGGGCGCCUAUGGCUUCUGCAAUCUUGACUGCUGCUAUUCUUAGCGAGAUCGAUGGGGCUACAUUCCGCGUUGUUGAGGGACCGAAGAUCGGAGGCCGAACAGGAUGGGACAGGUGGAUGAUUCAAGCAGCACACAUGGGUACAGCGAAAUGA
Mycena citricolor is the source of this 1212-nucleotide messenger RNA. NCBI's taxonomy places the organism in Eukaryota, Fungi, Basidiomycota, Agaricomycetes, Agaricales, Mycenaceae. The record is from the annotation of a GenBank genome assembly.